Messenger RNA from Colletotrichum higginsianum IMI 349063, 747 nucleotides. Its product is annotated as Peptide alpha-N-acetyltransferase Nat2. Lineage: Eukaryota; Fungi; Ascomycota; Sordariomycetes; Glomerellales; Glomerellaceae. The record is from RefSeq and is a predicted model, not a curated record. Bases 1 to 747 code for a protein of 248 amino acids. The transcript has 3 exons. Gene Ontology annotation, cellular component: mitochondrion.
AUGAUGCGACCGGCUUUCCAAUUGGCUACGAUCCCCCGCCGAGCGAUACCGGCAUCGAGGCAGAGUGCAUGGGAAGCAGUGUGGAAGAAGCAACCUACCGCGCCGAGGAGAGCGCUCAAGACAGCAAGCCAGCGAACGUCGCGAUGGUCUCAAACCUACACUUCGAACUGGAUUGCCUCUCGUCUGGAAACUAUGUUUUCCUCGUCGCGCCGGACAUUUCGGUUCUCCGCCCGGCAGAGAAACGCAAAGGACGCCACGGCACAGGAGUCGCUUUCGCUGAGUCAAAGGCUAAAGAAACUUUCGAGGGAAUAUGGCUGGUCGGCUGUGGGCGUAUACCUGGCCUUGAGCGUUCUUGACUUCCCGUUUUGCUUCUUGCUUGUCAGGAUAGUCGGCACGGACAGGAUUGGACGACUUGAGCAUUGGAUCGUCUCUAAUGCCAAGAAAGUGAUCCCUGAUUCGGUCCAGAACCGGUGGUCCGAAUACCGGGCUGCACUGAGCAAGGCUGAAACCGAGCAGCUGGGAAGCGAUGAUAUCAGCGAGGCCGUCGAAAUGGCGGGUUGGGGGGUCGAGGAGGCCGAACGGCGCAACAAAGCAGAAGCCAGCCUGGGAACUCAGCUGGCGUUGGCCUACGCAAUCCACAAAAGUUUCAUCUUCCUCAGAGUGCCUCUGACCGCAGCGGUGACACCAAAGGUUGUCAAGGUGCUUAGGUCUUGGGGAUGGCAGAUCGGCAAACGGCGGAGUAAGUGA